Molecule: messenger RNA, 4928 nt
Organism: Myripristis murdjan (pinecone soldierfish)
Lineage: Eukaryota; Metazoa; Chordata; Actinopteri; Holocentriformes; Holocentridae
Gene: map3k15
Product: mitogen-activated protein kinase kinase kinase 15
Exons: 30
Coding region: 1-4026 (1341 amino acids)
Biological process (GO): MAPK cascade; cellular response to stress; protein phosphorylation
Molecular function (GO): MAP kinase kinase kinase activity; ATP binding
Source: RefSeq, a predicted model, not a curated record
AUGGAGACGGGGCAGAGCGCACCGGUCGCGGACCCGGGAGGAGAGCACUCCGCCGGGGUGUGCGUGGUGGACCGCGACCGGGAAAGGGACCGGGAGAGAGGCGAGGUGUCCAGUCCCAGUCCCCCGGCUAAGCAGCGCUCCCUGCGGGCUGUGUACGUCCUGAACGACGGGCUGAAGUCGGUGAUGGCCAGCAGCCCCGAGUCGGGAGCGCUCCAGUGCCUCCAGAGAGCGUGCGACGCCGAGAGCGCGCUGCUCACCACCGUCACCUUCGGCAGGCUGGAUUUUGGAGAGACGUCGGUGCUCGACACAUUCUACGAUGCAGACAUUGCAGUUGUGGAUAUGAGUGAUGUGUUUCGUCAGCCCUCCCUGUUCUACCAUCUGGGAGUGAGGGAGAGCUUUGACAUGGCCAACAACGUCAUACUGUACCAUGACACUGACCCUGACACUGCCCAGUCACUGAAGGACAUGGUGGCACAGAAAAACACAGCAUCCAGUGGUAACUAUUACUUCAUCCCCUACAUCCUGACUCCUAACCACGAGUACAUGUGCUGCGAGAGCGACGCCCAGCGCCGGGCCAGCGAGUACAUGCAGCCCAGCUGGGACAACCUGCUGGGGCCGCUCUGCGUCCCCCUCACGGACCGCUUCACCAGCCUGCUCAAGGACAUCCACGUCACGUCCUGCGCCUCCUUUAAAGACACCCUGCUGAACGACAUCAGGAAGGCCAGGGAGAAGUACCAGGGCGAGGAGCUGGCCAAGGAGCUCUCCCGGAUCAAACUCCGCAUCGACAACACCGAGGUCCUCACGCAGGACAUCGUCAUGAACCUGCUGUUCUCCUACAGAGACAUCCAGGACUACGACGCCAUGGUGAAGCUGGUGCAGACCCUGGAGAUGCUGCCGACCUGCGACCUGGCGACGCAGCCCAUGAUCCAGUUCCACUACGCCUUCGCCCUCAACAGGAGGAACAGCCCUGGCGACAGGGAGCAGGCUCUGAAGGUGAUGCUGCAGGUGCUGCAGUCGUGCGAACACCCGGCGCCGGACAUGUUCUGCCUCUGCGGGCGGAUCUACAAGGACAUCUUCCUGGACUCCGACUGCAAAGACACCAAGAACAGGGACAACGCCAUACAGUGGUACAGAAAAGGUUUUGAGCUGCAGCCCACUCUCUACUCGGGGAUCAAUCUGGCUGUGCUGCUCAUAGUUGCUGGUCAGCAGUUUGAGAGCUCCAUUGAACUGAGGAAAAUAGGUGUGAGGCUGAACAGUCUGCUGGGCCGCAAAGGCUCCCUGGAGAAAAUGAAUAACUACUGGGAUGUGGGUCAGUUCUUCACUGUUAGCAUGCUGGCUAACGACAUCCCCAAAGCGACGCAGGCCGCCGAGAAGCUCUUCAAACUCAAACCACCUCUCUGGUACUUGCGCUCAGUGGUGCAGAACCUGCAGCUGAUCCAGAGGUUCAAGAAGCAGAUGGUCGAGCAUUCGCCCCAGCGGGAGAGACUCAACUUCUGGAUGGACAUCAUCGUCGAGGCCACGAGGGGCACCACCAACGGGCUGCGCUUUCCCGUGCUGAUUCUGGAGCCCACCAAGGUGUACCAGCCGUCGUAUGUGUCCAUCAACAAUGAGGCCGAGGAGAAGAACGUCUCCAUCUGGCACGUUUCUCCUGCUGAAACGAAAGGGAUCCACGAGUGGAACUUCACCGCGAUGUCCAUCAAAGGCAUCAGCAUCAGUAAGUUCGACGAGCGCUGCUGCUUCCUCUACGUCCACGAUAACUCCGACGACUUCCAGAUCUACUUCUCCACUGAGGAUCAGUGCGGUCGGUUCUGCUCCAUGGUGAAAGAGAUGAUAUCUGACGGCACAGGGAAUGCUGUGGAGCUGGAAGGGGAAGGGGAUGGAGAUACUCUGGAGUACGAAUACGACACCAACGAGACCGGGGACCGGGUGGUGCUCGGGCGGGGCACCUACGGAGUGGUGUACGCCGGGCGGGACCUCAGCAACCAGGUCCGCAUCGCCAUCAAGGAGAUCCCAGAGAGAGACAGCAGAUACUCCCAGCCACUUCAUGAGGAGAUCGCUCUUCACAAGUACCUGAAGCACAGGAACAUCGUCCAGUAUCUGGGCUCUGUUUCGGAGAACGGGUACAUCAAGAUCUUUAUGGAACAAGUCCCCGGAGGAAGCCUGUCUGCGCUGCUGCGGUCCAAAUGGGGCCCGCUGAAGGAGGCAACGAUCAUCUUCUACACCCGGCAGAUCCUGGAGGGGCUCCGAUACCUGCACGAGAACCAGAUAGUGCACAGGGAUAUCAAGGGUGAUAAUGUACUGGUGAACACCUACAGUGGUGUCUUGAAGAUCUCAGACUUUGGUACCUCCAAGCGGCUGGCGGGCGUCAACCCCUGCACCGAGACAUUCACCGGUACUCUCCAAUACAUGGCUCCAGAAAUCAUCGACAAGGGCCCUCGAGGCUACGGAGCCCCGGCUGACAUCUGGUCCCUCGGCUGCACCAUCAUAGAAAUGGCUACAGGGAAACCUCCUUUCCACGAGCUCGGGGAACCGCAGGCCGCCAUGUUUAAGGUGGGGAUGUUUAAGAUCCACCCGGAGAUCCCGGAGUCUUUGUCCGUGGAAGCGAAAUCGUUUAUCCUGCGGUGCUUCGAGCCGGACCCUCACAAGAGAGCCACGGCCGCAGACCUGCUCAGAGACACCUUCGUGAGACACAACACCAAGGGCAAGAAGAGCAAGAUCGCCUUCAAACCAUCAGUGUGGCAAGACUACAUCCACAGCGUCUCCCUGCCGGUGCAGCUGCAGUGCGAGGCGACUGGCAGCAGCAGCAGCGAGCACGGCUCCGUCAGUCCAGACUGCGACUCCAAACACGACGUUUUCUUCCAGAAGAAGAAACUGUCCGCCUCGGAGAACCUGCUCAAACCCUCCAACUCCAACUACCUGAGUGUUCCCGAUGAGGGUUCGGUGUCCGAGGACCGCAGCGUGCCCCCCUCCCCUGAGGACCGGGACAGCGGUCUGUUCCUGCUGAAGAAGGACAGCGAAAGACGGGCCAUCCUGUUCAAGGUCCUGAACGAAGACCAGGAGAAGGUCAUCUCCAACCUCAUGGAGAACCACAUCCAGGGCAGCGAGGAGCUGCAGCUGUCCGUCGACCACAUCAAGCAGAUCAUCUGCAUCCUGCGAGACUUCAUCCAUUCCCCCGAGAGGCGCGUCAUGGCCACGACCAUCUCCAAGCUCAAGCUGGACCUGGACUUCGACUCCACUUCCAUCAACCAGAUCCAGCUGGUGCUCUUUGGCUUCCAGGACUCGGUGAACAAGGUGCUGAGGAACCACCACAUUAAACCCCACUGGAUGUUUGCGAUGGAUAACAUCAUCCGGCGAGCGGUGCAGGCCGCCGUCACCAUCCUCAUACCAGAGCUGAAGACUCAUUUCGGCCCGGCGUCAGAGAGCGAAGGAGCGGAGAAGGAGGACGAGGUGGACGAGGAGGAGGCGGAGUUCGGCCCCGUCUUAGCUCCUCCCACUGACGACCCCAGGGCGACCCCUGACCCCACCGCCUCUGGGGCGAGCACGCUAAGCUCCGCCCACUCCCAGGAGCCGCAGCGCUCACACCACCCGCUGGGAGCUCAGCUGGGACGGCUCAAACAAGAGACUAACCGGCUGUUGGAGGAGCUGCUGCAGAAGGAGAGGGAGUACCAGCAGGUGCUGAAGGCCACGCUGCAGCAGAGGACCCACGACCUGGAGCUGGCCCGGGUCAGGCACAGACCAGCAGACGUUUCACCUCCCUCCAUCUUCCACAUCCCAGCUGACCACGAGCCUGACAAGCAGCUCUCUGAUUGGCUGAAAGACCAGGGGGCAGAUCCUGAGACCAUAGACAAGUUUGCGCUGGAGGAGUACACACUGAACGACAUUCUCAGCGACGUCACCAAAGACGACCUGCGCUAUCUCCGCCUACGGGGCGGGGUGCUCUGCCGCAUCUGGCGGGCGAUCCAGCGGCACCGAGAGCGAGAGAGGCUGAGGAGCGACGAAUGCACGGAGGAGGAGGAGGAGGCGUGAUGGGACAGCUGGACGACAACCCCUGGAGGACUCAGAAACACGCACACACACACCACACUACCAGUACCAGUACCAGCCCUGCGUCGCUCUCUCCUCUCUCUCUCUCUUUAGCUCUCUCUCUCUCUCUCUUUAGCUCUCUCUCUCUCUCUCUCUCUCUCUCUCUCCCUCUCUCUCUCUCUCUCGGCACAGACGGGCCACGGUGUGCACAGGAGAGCGCCACAGUGCCUUUUCACGUUGGAGUCUCCGCGUGUGCAGGGCUGACUGAAUUCGUGUCCGACUGUGCACGUCACCACAGACCAGACCAAAGCGCUUUAGUGCAGGCACUAUGUAUCUGUAUGUGUUUACAUGUGUGUGUGUGUGUGUGUGUGCGCGCUACCGUAUGUGUUUGUGCUUGUGAACUGUCAACAUGACGUGUGCCUCCGCAGUCUGGUGAAAGCAGCCGAGCGUCUUCUGAGGUUACAGGACACGCCCGUCCUGCUCUGACUUCCAGUCAACAGCGCUGAUCGUAUCUGUCUGUUGUGAAUAUCAUUUUCAUAAAUACGUACAGAACAUGCUCGGGCAGCUUUGAAGUCAGCGCUGCUUUCCAUGCCCUCUUUCUUCACCGCCUUUGUUGUUUCUCUCUCUGCUGUUGCUAUCAAUAAAGAAAUGACCGUGACCUUUUCUCUAGCGCCACCAGCAGGCCAUAAUGUUGUGAUAGCGGUCGUGGUCAUGGUGGUUUUGAGAGUUGAAAUGUCGUGACAACUUUGAUGAUGAUGGCUACAGGAUGAAACCUGGCAUUUUGUUGACCGUGCCAACAAGAAGAACACCUGUAUUAGAAAUAGUGGCCGAUUUAAGAAAUUUGGGGCCCAAGGCAAAGGCAGGCAUGGGGCCCUCUGAAAUGAGAAGACAACACACAAAACAGG